CGUGUACACCUGUGGACAAACCACUCCCUAUGAGAAGAACUCCUCCUGGAAGAGAUGUCAAGGGAAACAGUGAGCAUUCAAACAGUUUGUUUCACCAGGCAAUACUCUUAUAGUCAGAUGUCUGACUCAAUACAACUGGAGUAGAAGCGGAUUUACUCUCUGAUCAGAUUGGAGCUGUUGUUUCCAAAUCAGAAGCGUCACACAGCCAACAUGAAAUUAAAAGUGAGGGCCCUAAUGCUACUGCUGUGUGUGACUACUAUCUGUGUGUUAUGGAGAGGAUAUACGUCAUGCUCCCUGCCUCAGGAGAAAAGGCCCUGUGCUUGUGAGCGAUGUUUAUCUGAAGAUGAUCCGUGGUUUAUGAAGCGUUUCAACAAAUCUGUUGAACCAUUUUUGUCAGCAAACUACAAUCUCUCAGAGGACAUUUUCAACUGGUGGAAGCGUUUACAGGGUGAAAAGGGCAACUUCAGUACCUUCAGACAAACAGUGGACAGGCUGUUUCUGACGGUCCCACCCAGUCCAGAUCUUCUAGAAUCCAGCCCUGACCGCUGCAGGACUUGUGUUGUGGUGGGGAAUUCUGGUAAUUUGAGGAGAACACAUUAUGGACCUCUCAUUGAUUUCCAUGACAUCAUUAUAAGAGUGAACGCUGGUCAAAUCAAAGGCUAUGAAGCAGAUGUUGGGACCAGAACAACUCAUCGUGUCAUGUAUCCAGAGAGUUCUAUGGAUUUAGAUAACACCACUCAUCUUGUGCUGGCUCCAUUUAAGACGGUUGAUUUUGAGUGGCUCAUGAAGGCCCUCACUACAGGAUUUAAGGCAAUGCCAGAAUGGAUAGUAAGAAGAAAGAUGACAGGUAACAAGGAUUUAGUGAUGAUCCUUAAUCCAGUUUUCACAAAGUACGUUCAUGACAUGUGGCUGGAAAAGAAAGGUUAUUACCCCUCCACUGGCUUUCUGGCUUUGGUUCUUGCCCUGCAUAUGUGUGACGAGGUCAGUGUGUUUGGUUAUGGAGCAGACAGUGAUGGAAACUGGAGUCAUUACUGGAGAUACUGAGUAUAGAAUGAUCCAGGAGCUAGAUGAGCAUCAGAAACUCAAGUUUUAUACAGGGUUCUGAUGUUUCUCUCAGCAUUUAAAUGAAGGUUAGUAGUAGGUAACAGUAGAAGAACCUGAAGGGAUUUCUGAGCUGCAGUUUGUCCUCUGUUUAGACAAAUACUGAUUUUUGUGUUUUUGCAUGUGUAUGUAAAUCUCCUUAAUUUACAGGGCAAAUGCCACUUCUGAAGGAUUAUUUGCAUGCAUUACUGACAAGUAGAGUCACUGUGUUUAUAUACAUGUAUAUACUCUAUAAAGCCAACUAUAGAAUGCACAAGUUAUAGAUUGUGAAAAGUAGAAUAAAUGUCAUGGAUAAAAAUCAGUGUCAAAACAUCUUGUGAAUAGGAAAGGUUGGGGUAACGGCGAAGUAUACUGAACCUAAUUUAAUGUAUUUACUGAUGUGAUAACUAAACA
This is a messenger RNA of Sander lucioperca (pikeperch), 1494 nucleotides long. RefSeq names its product CMP-N-acetylneuraminate-beta-galactosamide-alpha-2,3-sialyltransferase 1-like. Gene Ontology annotation, molecular function: beta-galactoside (CMP) alpha-2,3-sialyltransferase activity. The transcript is spliced from 7 exons. The coding region runs from base 211 to 1044 and encodes 277 amino acids. The record is from RefSeq and is a predicted model, not a curated record. NCBI's taxonomy places the organism in Eukaryota, Metazoa, Chordata, Actinopteri, Perciformes, Percidae.